AUGCCACAGAUAAUUUUUCUAUAUUUUAUUAUUCUCCAACUUAUAUACUGGCUAUUUGAUUUUCAGGGUACAUUGCCAGAUGGGAGAGAUAUAGCUGUGAAGAUGCUUUCAAAUAAUUCGAGACAAGGACUGAACGAAUUUUGUUGCAUUCAAAAAAAUGAAAACAUUUUAAUCUAUGAAUACAUGCCCAACAAAAGCUUGGACUACUUUAUUUUUGAUAACGCAAAGAGUAAAUUACUAGACUGGAAUAAGCGCAUCAACAUUAUUCGUGGCGUUGCUAAAUGGCUUCUCUAUCUUCAUGAAGACUCUAGACUGAGAAUUAUUCAUAGAGAUCUCAAAGCUAGCAAUAUCCUUCUAGAUAACAAAAUGAAUACAAAAAUUUCGGACUUUGGCCUAGCUAGAUCUUUUGGGGGAGAUCAAAUUGAUUCCGAGACCAAUAGGAUUAUUGGAACGUAUGGUUAUAUGUCUCCCGAGUAUGCGGUGCAUGGACAGUAUUCAGUCAAAUCUGAUGUAUUUAGCUUUGGAGUUUUAGUAUUAGAGAUAAUGAGUGGGAAGAAGAACAAAGGAUUUUACCAUCCAGACCACCAACUUAAUCUUCUUGGACAUGCAUGGAAACUUUGGAUUGAAAACAGACCAAUAGAACUUAUGGAUGAAUUGGUUGGUGACUUGUGCACUCUAUCUAAUGUAUUACGACACAUUCAUGUGGGUUUGUUAUGUGUGCAACAAAGACAAGAAGAUAGACUAAACAUGUCGUCUGUGGUUCAAAUGUUUAGCAGUGAGAAUUUAUUACCUAAGCCGAAACAAUCGGGUUUCUUUACAGAUUCACCUAAAGCCGAUUCUUCUUCUAGCAAGCAUGGAACUUGUUCAGCAAACGAAAAUCACCACUACAAUAAUUGA
Alnus glutinosa is the source of this 897-nucleotide messenger RNA. RefSeq names its product G-type lectin S-receptor-like serine/threonine-protein kinase SD1-1. Bases 1 to 897 code for a protein of 298 amino acids. The transcript has 5 exons. The record is from RefSeq and is a predicted model, not a curated record. Gene Ontology annotation, biological process: protein phosphorylation. NCBI's taxonomy places the organism in Eukaryota, Viridiplantae, Streptophyta, Magnoliopsida, Fagales, Betulaceae. Gene Ontology annotation, molecular function: protein kinase activity; ATP binding.